AUGAUGAUGAACAAAAUUAACCUACCUAUUUUGAGUUAUGUCACCCCUAUUAAAGCUGCUUCAAUCAGACUGGUGAAUGGAUCCCACUCUUGUUCUGGGAGAGUGGAGGUUUUCUAUGGGGGAAUGUGGGGAACUGUGUGUCAUGAUGACUGGGACGAUCCUGAUGCUAACGUGGUGUGUAGAGAAGUGGGCUGUGGACCGCUUAUAGAACCCAAAAAAUAUGCAUUUUUUGGAGAGGGCUCAUUACCGAUAUUAAUGAAUAAAGCUGAAUGUGUUGACACUGAAUCCAGACUGCUAGAUUGUCUGGCAGAGAAAGGCCAAACAGCAGUGUGUGAUCACAACAAAGAUGCUGGAGUUAUUUGUAUGCCCAAAGUUAGGUUGGUGAAUGGCAUCAACUCUUGUUCUGGGCGAGUGGAGGUUUUUCAUGAUAAUCAGUGGGAUGCAGUGUGUGAUGAUGGCUGGGAUGCUGCAGAUGCUGCUGUGGUUUGUAGAGAGCUGGGCUGUGGAGAUGUUAUAGAGGUGAAGAAAGGCAGUUACUUUGGAUCAAACACAAUAUGGAUGCAAGAUGUACAAUGUGUCGGAAACGAGUCGACGCUGAGCAGCUGUGCAUCUAAUAAUGGGCCGGUAGAUGUACUUGUCUCUAUCUGCCUAACCAGUGCUGGAGUCAUUUGUCAGUCCCAUAUCAGGUUGGUAAAUGGCAUUAACUCUUGUUCUGGACGAGUGGAGGUUUACCAUGAUGGACGGUGGGGAACAGUGUGUGAUAAUAACUGGAAUCUGUCAGAUGCUGCAGUGGUAUGUAAAGAACUGGGCUGUGGGGUUGCCAUAGAGGAAAAGACAGGUGCCUAUUUUGGCCAAGGCUCAGGACCGGUGUGGAUAAAGGAUUUAAAUUGCUCAAAUACUGACAAAAGUACGGUAAGAAACUGUAAAUCAGAGCCAUGGGGAGUAAACAAUUGUGGACAUGAGAAGGAUGCUGGAGUUAUCUGUGAAUCUCCUAAUGUGUGCUUUUUUAUUUGUAUGGCGAUUAGACCCAGUCAGGCUGGUGACUGA
This is a messenger RNA of Paramisgurnus dabryanus, 1047 nucleotides long. NCBI's taxonomy places the organism in Eukaryota, Metazoa, Chordata, Actinopteri, Cypriniformes, Cobitidae. The record is from RefSeq and is a predicted model, not a curated record.